AUGCCCUCUCUGCAUGUCCAGGAGAACGAAUCGAAGGCACUGAAGAGUUUGCCUGCUGCAGAGGCUCAGCAUGCUGUUACCUUCCUUCUGGAGAAUGUCAAGACUAGUGAUGGGGGCAGGUAUAGAUGCCAGUACGGGUUCUACAAUGGGAGCCAGUUGCAGGAGUCUGAAUUUAGCCACAUCCUGGAGAUUACAGUGAAGGAUUUAUUCAUCACCUCCUCCCCAUCUGAUCCUCCAAAAUAUAACUCCAAAGGUGCAGUCUGGAUUCUCCCCACUGCCCUUUGUGUCUCUGGAGUGCUGCUUUUGGUUCUGAUCCUGUUUGCAGUUGUGGGAACAAUUAGAUACCUUAAAAGAAGAAGAAAGAAGAAAAGGGAGCUGGAGUCCUGCUGGGCAGAAACAAGCUAUCCCACCACAGAGACAUCCUUUGACAACUCUAUGUUCACCGUUUCAGAGGUGGCCUUAAAGCGAUCAUCUAAGAGGAAACUGGAAUCUGCAGUCAUUUCCAUCUAUGCAUCUGAUUGGAGAGACAACCUGACUUACUGGGCAAGCUUCUGUGGUCCAGAUAGGUUCUUUGCUUGAACAUUUAAAAGCUAAUCUAUUUGCUGUCUUGCACUGACAGCAGAAGAAGCAAUGUUUUAUUGUCAGUAAUACUGUAACCCAGUUCAACAGUCUUUGCCCACCCCCAUAUUCCUCUGCUGUUUUUGAACGAUUUCUUAAUUUGUGGCAAAGAUGUUUAAAUGUUCCUGCUCUUCUUCCAUGUCCUCCGAAGACUAAAAAUACAACUCAUUCUUUUGCAUA
Molecule: messenger RNA, 798 nt
Organism: Candoia aspera
Lineage: Eukaryota; Metazoa; Chordata; Lepidosauria; Squamata; Candoiidae
Gene: C2H19orf38
Product: chromosome 2 C19orf38 homolog
Exons: 8
Coding region: 1-579 (192 amino acids)
Source: RefSeq, a predicted model, not a curated record